ACAGACGGUCACUGGGUUGCUCCGGUUCGAUUUCAGACCCUCAGUGUGUUGUGGUGUCGAUGCUGGGCGGGCAGAGCUCGUUUCGCAGCGGUUGUGCGCUGUGCGUUGGGGCGCACCGGCGGUGUGUUCGCGCGAACUGGUUGCUGCGCGGAAGGAGCUAGCCGAGUGUGAGGCGGUGUUGCGCCGUUUCAGAGCGAGACGGAGCAACGGAAAAAAAAGGGCUGGUGAUCGGCUCGAGGCCUGGCGGGGGGGGGGGCCGCGACACCGAAUACCGCGUGAGGGCCGGGGCGCCGCGACACCGAGCUCGGUACGGGGCCGAGGCGCCGCGACGGUGAGUGCAGCGCGAGGCCGGGGCGCCGCGACACUGAGUACAGCGCGAGGCCGGGGCGCCGCGACACGGAACCGCCAGUAACCGUCGCCCGAGGCCGGGCCGCUAUCGCACUGAGUUCCCCGGCAGGCAACACCAUGAACCCGGCGGUGGAGUUCAUCCCCCCGCCCGAGUGCCCGGUCUUCGAACCCACUCCGGAGGAGUUCGCCGACCCCUUCAGUUUCAUCAGCAAGAUCCGGCCCAUCGCCGAGAAAACUGGCAUCUGCAAAGUCCGUCCGCCACAGAACUGGCAGCCGCCCUUCGCUUGUGAUGUUGAUAAACUGCACUUCACUCCACGAAUUCAGAGACUGAAUGAACUUGAGGCUCAGACCAGAGUAAAACUCAAUUUUCUUGACCAGAUAGCAAAAUUCUGGGAGCUACAGGGCUCAACAUUAAAAAUUCCACAUGUGGAAAGGAAGAUCUUGGAUUUGUUUUUACUCAACAAGCUUGUUGCAGAAGAAGGUGGCUUUGAAAUAGUUUGUAAAGAACGGCGAUGGUCUAAGAUUGCGCACAAAAUGGCAUAUCCACCUGGAAAAGCAUUGGGCUCACUUCUUCGAUCUCACUAUGAGCGUAUUCUGUAUCCAUAUAAUCUCUUUCAGUCUGGAGCCAGUCUUCUGUGUGUCCAGAAACCAAGUCUGAUCAAUGAUGAGAAAGACCAAGAGUACAAGCCACAUGAUAUUGUUCAGCGACAAUCUCUGCACUCUUCAGAAAUGAGCAUGCCAGCCCGACGAGCGAAACGCAUGAGAUCAGAGGUGGGAUGCGUAAAGACAGAGGCGAGUGACAUUAUGGAGGUUCAUGCUCAUGCCUUACGACCUAAAACCAGGAGUGGAUCAAUGAAAUGUGAAAGUGAGAAGUACAAUAUGCAUGGAAUGAAGAAAGAGGGAAGUGAGAAUCGUUCCACUGAUUCAGAGCGUGCCAGGCCACUCAGAAACAACAGGAAUAUGACCACCUCGAAUAUAGUGGACCUGUAUGUUUGCUUGAUCUGUGGACAAGGCAAUGAAGAGGAUCGACUUCUGCUCUGUGAUGGCUGUGAUGACAGUUACCACACCUUCUGCUUAAUUCCACCCCUACAAGAUGUUCCUAAAGGUGAUUGGAGGUGCCCAAAGUGUCUCGCUCAGGAGUGUAGCAAGCCUCAAGAAGCUUUUGGUUUUGAACAAGCUCCUAGGGACUAUACACUUCGUGCAUUUGGAGAAAUGGCAGAUGCCUUUAAAUCAGACUACUUCAAUAUGCCAGUUCAUAUGGUUCCAACUGAACUGGUGGAAAAGGAGUUUUGGCGCUUGGUUAGUACCAUUGAAGAAGAUGUUACUGUAGAAUAUGGAGCUGACAUUGCUUCAAAAGAAUUUGGCAGUGGCUUCCCCAUCAAAAAUGGCAAAAUUAAACUGCGACCUGAUGAACAGGAGUACUUUGAUUCAGGAUGGAACUUAAACAAUAUGCCUGUUCUGGAGCCAUCAGUUUUGACGCAUGUUAGUGCAGAUAUCUGUGGAAUGAAAUUACCAUGGCUCUACGUAGGGAUGUGCUUCUCCUCCUUCUGCUGGCACAUUGAAGAUCACUGGAGCUACUCUAUAAACUACCUGCAUUGGGGAGAACCUAAGACAUGGUAUGGAGCACCAGCAUACGUGGCAGAACAGCUGGAGAAUGUUAUGAAGAGACUGGCGCCUGAGCUGUUUGAAUCCCAGCCUGACCUUCUGCAUCAGCUGGUCACCAUCAUGAACCCUAACACUCUGAUGGCUCACGGAGUGCCAGUCUAUAGAACUAACCAGUGUGCAGGAGAGUUUGUCAUCACAUUCCCCAGAGCCUAUCACAGUGGUUUUAACCAGGGCUUCAACUUUGCUGAAGCUGUGAAUUUCUGCACAAUGGACUGGCUACCAAUGGGCCGACAGUGUGUGGAACAUUAUCGCCUUUUGAAUCGUUACUGUGUUUUCUCUCACGAUGAAAUGAUUUGUAAGAUGGCAUCCAAGUCGACGGAUCUCGAUGUAGCUUUAGCAUCUGCUGUCUAUAAGGAUAUGAUGAUUAUGAUAGAGGAAGAGAAGAAAUUGCGGGAAGCUGUUCGCAAAAUGGGAGUAAUUGAAUCUGUGCGAGAGAACUUCGAGUUAUUGCCUGAUGAUGAGCGACAGUGUGCAAAGUGCAAGACUACAUGUUUCUUGUCUGCAAUCUCGUGCAUUUGUAAAUCCAAUCAAUUGGUUUGUCUGCACCAUGCUAAAGAACUCUGUUCAUGUCCACCACACAGAUGUCAUCUAAGGUAUCGCUAUGCUUUGGAUGAUCUCUAUCCGAUUCUAGGUGCAUUAAAAUUGCAUGUAGCAACGUAUGAUGAAUGGUCUUCCAAAGUGACUGAUGCCCUGGAAGCGAAGGAUAAUGAAAAGAAGAGCCUCUCUGAUUUGAAAUCAAUGGUAGAGGAAGCAGAGAAGAAAAAAUUUCCAGAAAAUGAUUUGUUGAAAAAGCUGAGGGAAGCUAUUGUAGAGGCAGAAAAGUGUGCCUCUGUUGCCCAGCAACUACUUAAUAAUAAACGACAAACCAGAUACCGUUCUGGUGGUGGGAAAUCCCAAAACCGACUGACUGCUGCAGAGCUUCAAGCAUUUGUCAAACAACUGUAUGCUCUACCCUGUGUCAUUGAUCAGGCUCCCUUACUGAAGGACCUUUCACAUUCUGUAGAAGAUUUUCAGCAGCGCUCUGAGAAGGCUGUUUCUGAUGAAAGACCCAAUACUUCUGAGCUACAGCAACUACUGGAUCUCAGUUUUGGAUUUGACAUAGAAUUACCACAGUUGCAGCAUCUUCGAGAACGUUUAGAGCAAGCACGGUGGCUAGAUGAAGUGCAGUUGGCUCAUGCUUCAGCUGAUUCAUUCAGUUUGGAUGAAAUGAGACGGCUGAUUGACUCUGGUGUAGGUUUGGUACCUCAUCAAGCUGUAGAAAGGGCCAUGGCUCAGCUGCAGGAACUCCUCACGGUCUCUGAACAGUUGGAAGAAAAAGUUCACAAUUUGCUGAAGACCAGACUGAAUAUCAAUUUGUGCACAGUCCUUGACUGCAGUUUAACUGUAACUGAGCUCCCACUCCACCUCAAGAUGAUGUAUUGCCUCCUUGGUGCCAGGGUUAAGGAUGUCAUUGGGCAACAACCUCCACACACUCUGACAAACCUGUUGGCUGCAUUGGAAGAAGGGGGAGCUAUUCCUGCAUAUUUGCCUAAUGUCAUUGUUCUGAAGGAAGCUGUACAGAAGGCUCGAAGCUGGCUUGAAGAAGUGGAGAUUUUUCAGAGUUCUGAUGAGCACCCUCCAGUGGAAACGUUGAUAGAACUUGUUACACGUGGCCGUGCAAUCCCAGUACGUUUGGAUCCACUUCCUCAACUUGAGUCCCUUCUUGCAGAUGUUGAGAGCUGGAGAGAAUGUGCAGCUAAAACUUUUCUAAGAAAGAACUCCACCUGCUCCCUUUAUGAGGCACUGUGUCCCAGGUCAGACAUUUGUGCAACUGGAUUCAGAAAGAAAAUGAAGAAAUCAAAAGAAAGUUCACAGAAUGGAAAAGGGAAAGUUCCAAAGCUACAAAGUGUGGCAUCGUUCAAUGAAGCCAGACUAAAGGAAAUGGAGUCAUUCCGCUCCCUCCAAACAGCAAAUUCCAUGAAAUUUCUCUCUGAUGUGGACUGCGUGGAAACAAAGGUCUGUGUUUGUCAGAAGACUGCAACUGGCUCCAUGCUGCAGUGUGAGCUUUGCAAAGACUGGUUCCAUAGCAGCUGUGUCUCAAUGGUGAAUGCUCACCAUGGGGAGCUACCCUGGCUCUGUCCACUUUGUCAGCGAUCAGAAAAACCAUCUUUAGAGCAAAUCCUCCCAUUGCUCACAACAGUACAAAAGAUUCCUGUCAGACUGCCAGAAGGUGAAGCACUAAAUUAUGUUUUUGAACGAGCUGUGAACUGGCAACAUCGGACAGAGCAGCUUCUUAGCAGAGAUGAAUUCCGCUUGGCCCAAAUAACAUCACAAGUAGCAAUCCAGGCAUGGCAAGGAAUGACAAAACAAAUGGCUGCCACUGAACUAGAGAAACGAGUGGCUGAAGGUAACUUGGAGGUGAAUUCUGGCAAUGAGAGUGAGCUUAUUACUGCAGUUUGUAAUACCAAUCCAUUUGAAAAGGAGAAGAUUGUAAGAUACAGACCUCCAUGGCAGACCUGCAUUCCAGCUCAAGGAUUGUGCCUGUCUGAUGAUGUGAGGUCCCAACUUGAUGAGCUGAUCAUGGAGGCUCUUUUACUGCAGGUGUCACUGCCUGAGAUGCAGCACAUUUACCAGAUCUCCUGUGCAGCCCAGUACCCUGUAGUGGAAAGCCACCAGCAGCGAUCUGAACUGCUGAGUUGCAAACCAGUGGAGGUCAUGCAGUGUCUUGCAGAGACCUGUGCUUCUACAGCAGAGGGUGAAGGUUGCUGUUUAAAGCCAAUGAAAGGAGAAGGAAACUGUGAGAAAAAGAAGAGACGGCUUGAAAAAGAUGGUUCAGUGGGUGAAAAGAGAGAAAAAUUGAAAAAACUAAACAAUCCAAAAAAGGGAAAUGUCAAAUUAAACCAGGAAAGAACAAAAAAUUUAAGUUUGGUGAGAAUAGAAGCAGAAAAGUAUUUGGAAUUUCUGCAGCCUCAUGAGGCACUGUCAGUGAUCAUGGAGCCUCCAUACUCUGAGCCAGAGGACUCUGAAGAUGAAGAUGCAAUCUGCCCGGCAGAAAGCUGCCAGCAGCCAGAGGGGGAUGAGGUUGACUGGGUCCAGUGUGAUGGCAGCUGCAACCAGUGGUUCCACCAGAUCUGUGUGGGUGUCUCCUCCGAAACAGCAGAAAAGGAGGACUAUAUCUGCAUCAACUGUACUGUAAAAGACCAGAACAGCAGGAAGCAGAAUGGCCAAGGCUAGCAUUUGGUGGUGUGCUAAUAAAUCACAUCAGUGGAUUUGGUAUCUCUACAACCCACAAAUGGUGCUAUAUCUCUCUACUCAUGGGAUCAUCUACAAGAACUCUCAAACUUUUCCACCUUUGUACUUUCUCAUUCUUGUAAGAACUUUUUGUCUGUGGUUGUGAAAGUGUAUGAUGCUGGCUACACCCAGGGUUUUCUACCCAUUAUGGAGGCAAUUGGCUCUCUUUGAAAAAUGCCAUACCUCAGUUUGAGACUUGCCUGCAUAGAUACCCAAUCCCAUUGGGUGUUGAAGACAUGCAAACACCAAAAAAUCUUUUUUUAAAUGGGGUCCUCUAUUCAGUACAAGUAUCUUAAUCUUAGAGAGAUUCUGACUUGUGUUUUGUAGGUUAGUUUUAUUUAUCUCAGCAAUAACAGGUUUGUGAGUUAAAGGGCCAGAUACAAUUUCUCAAGUUUGGCUGUUGUACAGAAUGCAGGUAUUUAGGCUCCUAGAGGCACAGGAAAAUUGGAUAAUCUGUAAUCUUAACUGCCUAUGCUGUACUUUGGCUUUUUUGGUAGCUUGUAUCUAAUGUUGCAGUCUCCUUUGUGAAAUAAACCUUUGUUUAUGAA
Molecule: messenger RNA, 5831 nt
Organism: Stegostoma tigrinum
Lineage: Eukaryota; Metazoa; Chordata; Chondrichthyes; Orectolobiformes; Stegostomatidae
Product: lysine-specific demethylase 5B-like
Exons: 28
Coding region: 466-5226 (1586 amino acids)
Biological process (GO): chromatin remodeling
Cellular component (GO): nucleus
Molecular function (GO): DNA binding; histone demethylase activity
Source: RefSeq, a predicted model, not a curated record